AUGGCCUUAACGAUACCCUCAAAUGCUGCCUUCUAUGAUAUUAUUAUUGAUUUCACAAUUGAACCAAAUGACGCUUAUUUUCGCCUCUGUCUAUAUCGCACUUUUAUUACUAAUGAANCAUUACUUCGAACUACAUUAGAAUAUACAACAAGUAUUGGUGGUAUGUUUACAUUACGUCAGUAUAAAUUAUUUGAUUAUCCACCUUUCUAUAAAUCUGCUGAAAUGAUAUUUCAACCACCUGCAGCAAUCUUCACUAAACGUGUUAUUGAUCAACUUGAUCCAGAUAAUACAUUUAUUAAAUUAGUAUUUGCAAUACUUACUUUCUCGACAAUCAAUUAUACUAUAUAUAGGAAGAACGUUCAUACUAAUUUCAUAAAUAUCACACAAACCUUACUUGUACAAGAUAUGUAUACUGAUGUAACAUGGCGAUAUCUUCUAUACAAGUAUGGUUAUCAUCAAGCUGUGAUACGUUUUUCAAAUCUUUUAAGAUGUCUUUUUACUGUAACUGCAGCCGUUGUUGAAGCACAUGAAUCAGAAAAAUUUACAGAAAUGAUCGAUUCCGUUAUUGAACAAACUGAACAAACACUUUGUUUGUAG
This is a messenger RNA of Rotaria sp. Silwood2, 597 nucleotides long. The record is from the annotation of a GenBank genome assembly. Lineage: Eukaryota; Metazoa; Rotifera; Eurotatoria; Philodinida; Philodinidae.